AUGGAUGGUACAUGGCAUUAUACGGUCAAAAGUGCUUAUCACUUGCUUCAAUAUCUGAAAGAAGAUCAACAUUUAGAUGCAGACUCGGCAUUCUGGAGGAAACUGUGGAGUUUAAAAGUACCUCCAAAGGUGAAGAAUUUCUUCUGGAAUGCUCUUACUGGAUGUUUGCCUACUCGGGUUCUACUUCGUCUAAAGCAUGUUGAUGUGAGUUGGCGGAAAGCUGGUUUUCAACUUAAUGCAGGUGAGAUAUCUAUUUUUGCAUCUUGGUUCAGAUUGUCUCUGUGUAUGUUCUCUAAGGAGGAAUCAGAUAGGAUGGCGAUGCUAUGUUGGGCAAUAUGGAAAAGGCGGAAUGAUCUUAUUUGGCAGCAAAAGCAUAUUUCUACUGAUGAGAUAGUAGACUUAGCAAAACAUAGUCUUGAUCAAUGGAUUAAUGCUCAAGAGUCUGAUAAGCAUCCUCCCAUAGGUAUGGUAAUGACUGGGGAUGGGAGUGAGCAUUGGGUAAAGCCUCAGAAGAAUACGAUCAAGGUUAAUGUGGAUGCUUCUAUCGCUAUUGGUAGAGGGACGUUUGGGCUAGGCUGGGUUGCGCGUGAUCAAACAAGGUCUCUACUAGAGGUUCAUGGACGCAACAGGAAUGGAGUUGUCACUCCCGAAGUGGUUGAAGCAAUGGGGGUCAAGGAGGCUCUCAGUUGGAUUAAAUCCAAAAAUUGGCCAAGUAUAGUAGUUGAGUCUGAUUAUCUAAGAGUGGUCCAAGCUUAUUAUAAGCUCUUCAUGUUUAAUAUCUCCUUGGGGUUUAUUGAUUAA
Molecule: messenger RNA, 801 nt
Organism: Humulus lupulus (European hop)
Lineage: Eukaryota; Viridiplantae; Streptophyta; Magnoliopsida; Rosales; Cannabaceae
Exons: 2
Coding region: 1-801 (266 amino acids)
Molecular function (GO): nucleic acid binding; RNA-DNA hybrid ribonuclease activity
Source: RefSeq, a predicted model, not a curated record